AUGGGAACCUACUUCCCCAUUUCCUAUCGUGUGCCAGGAAGGUACCCGCCGCAGGUCAUGGGCAAAGCGCUGGACAUGGCAGAAGGCAUCCGGGUGAGCGGCGCGCCCGUGCACACCACGAGAGACGAACUGGUUGCCAAGGUGAAGAAAAGACGCGUAUCAAGUAGCAAUGAAGGGAUAGAGGAGCCCUCCAAGAAACGCGCUGUAGAGAAGAGCAAAGAAUCUAAGGAUACUGAAAAGGAUGUGAAGACAACCAAGCCAGAAGCACCUAAGGCAACUGACAGCACAUUGCCAAAAAAGCAGGAAAAAGAAACCAGCAAGGAUUCAGAAAGCUCCGACUCACUUUGCAGUUCAAACCAGGAAGCAGGCACAGCAUCAGGCACCGAUACAGAAGGAAAACCUGCUAAUGCUGAAAACACCACUGAGCAAAAUCCAACUCCAUCUCCAUCUGAAACGGAGCCAGCAGAGAAGCCUUGCUUAAAUCCCUCUACGGAAAGCAAGUGUGAAAACAUGCCGUCACCUGAAAAGAAAGCUGUGUCAGGUGCUGUGCCGGCGGCUGUUGCGGGUGCCCCGCAGCCCAGCGUGAUGCCAUCGGCUGCCAAGGGUGCCCCGCAGCCCAGCACAGCGCUGUCAGCUGCCAAGGGUGACCCACAGCCCAGCACAGUGCCGUCGGCUGCCAAGGCUGCCAAGGGGGCCCCACAGCCCAGCACAGUGCUGUCGGCUGCCAAGGGUGCCUCGCAGCCCACGACGGUGCCGUCAGCUGCCAAGGCCGCCCCACAGGUGAGUGCUGUAUCUCUGUCUUCCAAAACCCAAGCGAACAUCCCAUCGGGAGCCCCCAAGAGCAGUGCCCAGGCGGGAACCUCACUGCUUCUGGCCCCCAAGGGUGGCACCCAGGCGGGCGCCUCGCUGUUGUUGGCUGCCAAGGGUGGCACCCAGGCAGGCUCCUCUGUGCUGCUGGCGCCCAAGAGCGGCACCAAGGCGGCCUCCUCGCUGCUGGCCUCCAAGACUUCCGCGCAGCUCGGCGCCAAGAGCAGCACGCCGGCGAGCGCCGGGCCCGCCAGGGCGCUGUGCAAACCCCUCACCAGCGAGGAUGCGAAGGAAAGGCAGCCGUUCUUCAACAGACUCUACAAAGCUGUAGCCUGGAAGCUGGUCGCUGUUGGGGGCUUCAGUCCUAACGUGAAUCACGCAGAACUGCUAAACUCGUCUAUUCAGUCUGUGAAAGCUACUUUAGAUGUUGCUUUUGUUCCACUGAAGGAACUUGCUGACUUACCUCAGAAUAAGAGCUCUCUGGAAAAUAUAGUUUGUGAACUGAGGUGCAAGUCUGUCUAUUUGGGUACUGGCUGUGGUAAAAGUAUGGAAAAUGCCAAAGCAGUUGCUUCGAGGGAAGCUUUGAAAUUAUUCCUCAAGAAGAAAGUUAUUGUGAAGAUAUGUAAAAGAAAAUACAAAGGAAGUGAAAUUGAAGAUUUGGUACUUCUGGAUGAAGAAUCAAAACCCUCAAAUUUACCUCCAGCUCUAAGAAAUCCUCGUGAGAUCAUAUAGGCAAGAGUUGCUGUUUAUACUGUGUAUAGUAUUUCAACACGAACUGAAGGUUAAUUUUGUACUUUUAAAAUGUAGGCUUCCAGAUAUUUUGUAUUUCUUUCUCAGUUUUGCAAGACAAUUAUAUUCCUUUCACUUGGUAGCAAUUGUAUAAAACUUGUUAGAGAUGACAAGUGCGCAUGUAAAGGUAUGCCUUAAUAUAUAGCACACUAGUGUGCUGUUUUAUUUGCGGAAUAGCCUACCUAAUUCUUCUAUUUUUAAUUAAACGAUUAAGGUACAAUUUGCUGUUUAAAAUCCCACGAUUUUGUAAUUCUUACAAUUUGAUGGCGGUGUGCUCAAUUGUCUACCGUAUCUUUUUUUUUAGCUGCAUAGAAGUAUGUAUAUAGGGACCAUAAUACUUGAAUGAUUGAAAAGUGUUUGAAAAUUUCAAUCAAAAAGUUGAAUCAUCCAUUUCAGACGUGUUGCUCAUAAUGUUUGCUGUUUCUCUUAAUAGGAGAGAAAAUAGUUGGUUGAUUAUUUCUAUGAGGAGUUGUAACAGAUAAAGGAAAAAUGACCCUCAGAUCCCAUCUAACCUUAUAGGAGCAAGUUA
Messenger RNA from Tinamus guttatus (white-throated tinamou), 2125 nucleotides. The record is from RefSeq and is a predicted model, not a curated record. Lineage: Eukaryota; Metazoa; Chordata; Aves; Tinamiformes; Tinamidae.